AUGAGGAAUGCGUUGCGGGCGCGAUUGAAGAAGGACUCGGGGAGAGAUGAUGUCCGAAUCGAUGAGCAGCCUCAACUGGUUGAUGACGCAGCGCACGCUGUGCCAAUCACAGAGCGGGCGGGGUAUCCUGUUACCCGGAAGAAGGGUUCUGCCAACCCCAAGAACUGGGUCACCGCCACGGGAGUCAAGGUCGAGGUUGACUUCAACCGCGUCCCGUGGCUCCCUGAUGAUUGGGGUCAAGGAGUGAAGGCCACCAAGGCGAACUCUCGCAGCAAGCCCAACGGUGGAGGCGGCACUUUGACCAGCUUCGUGAGUCCAGAGAUGAAGAUCUAUUUUCACAAGGAGAAGGUCGAACAGCACGUUGGCAGGCAGCUGACCCACAAGGACGGAUUCAAUGGCCAGGUCCGGCUAGCGCGAUUGCAGGCGCAGCAGGCGGUGCAGCUGGCACGGCAGCAGAUCCGUGAGGACAAAGACACAGACUUCUUCAGCUUGCUCUCCCGUGCCGAGAAGAAGUGCCUGCCGCCCAAAGAAGAGUUCCACUUCUGCGUCAUUUCGGCACGGCGUGCCACCAAACUCGAGGGUGUGCGGGAUAUUGUUACGGUGCAGACACAGCUCCAGGAGGCUGGCGUCACGCCGACUUGGUACGUCGAUGCCGAGAGCUUGGAGGACUACAAGGCCCUUGGCCUCAAAGCGGUGGUGGGUGGCAAACUAACGCCAUCCCGCAAUAAAGCGCUCGACGAUGCAGCGGCCAGCAAUAAAGUUUGUGUUCAAGUCUCAGACGACAUCGCUGCUUGGGAGUACCGGCAUGGUGAGAAAGCCGUCGAUAAGACGGAUGACGCGAAGAACAAAGCUCAUGCCGCAGCGCGCCGAUUGAUCGUGACUCCUGUUGCCGCCGCCCGCUUCAUCAUCGCAAAGAUGCGUGCGGCAGUGGGUUUACACGGCAAGCCGAAGCUUGGAGGAGCGUACAUGCUCCAAAGCUGCGCCCGCACCUUUGCAGGGCCCGAGGUUGUCCAUCAUCAUUUCAUUUUGGGUGACUUCUUGGUGGUGGACACAGGCUCUUCUGUGCGCUUCGAUGAAAACAUGAAGUUGAAGGAAGAUUACGACUUCACGUGCGCACACCUGAAGGCUCACGGUUCUGUCCUGCGUUGCAAUCGCAUGACUCUAUGCGUCAAGCACUACAGCAACUGUCUGCAUCUUAGCUCGAGAGCGAUUCAGAGGGAUGGUGAAGCAACCAAACAAAAAGCGACGCAGACGGUCGGCAGACGAACAAAUAGACUUGAUCUUCUUGGGCGGGCGGGCGGCCGUGCCUUGCCGGGCCUCGCACUUUGUAAGUGCGCAAUCCCUUAG
Molecule: messenger RNA, 1347 nt
Organism: Symbiodinium natans
Lineage: Eukaryota; Dinophyceae; Suessiales; Symbiodiniaceae
Source: the annotation of a GenBank genome assembly